Molecule: messenger RNA, 1974 nt
Organism: Anoplopoma fimbria (sablefish)
Lineage: Eukaryota; Metazoa; Chordata; Actinopteri; Perciformes; Anoplopomatidae
Gene: agpat4
Product: 1-acylglycerol-3-phosphate O-acyltransferase 4 (lysophosphatidic acid acyltransferase, delta)
Exons: 9
Coding region: 122-1255 (377 amino acids)
Cellular component (GO): mitochondrial outer membrane; endomembrane system
Molecular function (GO): 1-acylglycerol-3-phosphate O-acyltransferase activity
Source: RefSeq, a predicted model, not a curated record
GAAAGAAGAGGUACAGAUUAACUCAGUGGCAUGGACAUACAUUGAAGACUGGAGAUUUCUUAUUUGCCAUCUUUUAAAGUGUAAAGGUCUCUGAGGCAGGACAGCUGUUUGAUCAAGAACGAUGGGUCUCCUGAAGCUGCUGAAAUCCCAGUUCUUGUUCCACCUGAUCAUCUGCUAUGUGUUCCUGGUCAGCGGCCUCAUUAUCAACCUGUUGCAGAUCUUUACUUCACCUCUGUGGCUGGUCAGUAAGCAGCUGGCACGCAGGAUCAACAUCAGACUGGGUUACUGCAUCAGCAGCCAGAUGGUAGCUGCCCUGGAUUGGUGGUCUGGGACAGAAUGCACACUCUACACAGACCCUAAGAGUUAUCCACUGUAUGGAAAGGAAAAUGCAAUUGUGGUUCUCAAUCACAGUUAUGACAUUGAUUUCCUAUGUGGCUGGGCCUUCUGUGACAGAUUUGGAGUUCUUGGGAGCUCAAAAGUGUUGGCCAAAAAGGAGUUGAGUUAUGUACCUGUUAUUGGCUGGAUGUGGUACUUCCUGGAGAUAGUUUUCUGCAAGAGGAAGUGGGAGGAGGACCGAAGGACGGUGGCUAAGAGCCUUCAGAACUUGCGGGAUUACCCAGAAAAGUACUGGUUCUUGCUUUUCUGUGAAGGAACACGUUUCACACCAAAGAAACACCAGAUCAGCAUGCAUGUGGCCGAGAGCAAAGGUUUACCCAAACUGAAGUACCAUCUUCUGCCCAGAACCAAAGGAUUCUGGAUAACUGUCCAAAACCUUAGAGGAACUGCUGCAGCUGUUUAUGAUUCAACACUGAACUUCAGAAACAAUGAAACGCCGACCUUGCUUGGAAUUCUAAAUGGGAAGAAAUAUCAUGCAGAUUUAUAUGUGAGGAGAAUCCCUCUAGAGUUGAUCCCAGAAGAUGAGGUAGAGUGUGCUUCUUGGCUCCACAAACUCUACCAGGAAAAGGAUAGCUUUCAGGAGCACUACACACAAACUGGGCGUUUCCCUGGCCCCACAGUGAGCUCUUCACGCCGACCCUGGCCCUUGAUCAACUGGCUGUUCUGGGCCUGCUUGCUCCUCUACCCACUAGGCCUGCUGCUCGCUCAACUGAUCAGCUCCGGAUCGAUGCUGACCAUCUUAGUUUCUGUGGCUCUCUGCUCUACAGCUUCAAUGGGAGUUCGCUGGAUGAUUGGCCAGACUGAGAUUAACAGAAGCUCAAACUAUGGGAAUAAUGAGGUUCCUCUAAAUGACAACUAAUGACUCCUGACCUACUAAGCGCUGCUCAUUUGCACAGUUACUUUAUCUGCAAGCUGAAGGCUUCACAAUGUUUAAACACCGGUCUGACAGGAUUGGUCCAACAAGUGCAAACCUGUUUGUCAAAGCACAGUGCAGCGGAGUUUUUUCUUAACGCUAUGGUUUUAUUAUGUAAAUAUUUGAAUUCAGUCAAGAAUAAUAUUUUCACUGGUCACUCAAACUGGAAUAAAAAUUUAACCGAGUUUAAAAUGGACUACCUCAGUGGUUGUAAUUUAAAGAAUUAAUGGUAUUUUAAUGUUGGAAGAAAAUACACAGUUCACUUUAAAAAAAAACAUUGCUUUAUCAAAACAAAAAAUCCUUGUAUAGCCUCACAUCUAUGACGACAGCACAAGAUACUUUACGUUUGUGUAUCCAGCAAUGUGUGAAACAGAACACCCUCUUUACCUUUCCAUGAAAUCCAUCAAAAAAAUCAUAUUUCAAAUCAUAUAAAAUUUGCAUCAUAUACACCAGGGCUAUUCAAGGCUAUACUUGCAUUUGGUUAGAUGACUUCCAUUGUAAAAAGGGGUAAAAUAGUGACCUCUGCUGAAGCAAAGUUUUCCAGGACCACUACACAUACACAGAGGGUGUUUCCCCUAGGCGACCCUGGGCCUUGACCAAGGGGCUUACACUAGAGGUUGAUUUUGUGCAAUCAUGCUCUGGAUGAAGUCAUCCUAAAAUGGAUA